AUGUCUCUUUCUCCUUAACAACCCCCUCCUCUCACAACAAUAUUAAAAGCCUCCAAACACCCCUUUGACAUGCUGCCUGUCCCAAAUGCUAAGCAAGGUUAGGUGAAGACAGCAACCUUAAGCACCAUCAAAACCUUCCUUUUACAGAAUAACCUGACGUGGGUUCUUGCAGGUUUUUCUACAUUGUCAUUGAUCAUGUGGUGAAGAUGUCAAAUGAAAAGAACUAAAUAAAAGUACAUGUUCAAGAGGAGGGUGAAUAAGGCUUCUUGCUGUUUCUACUUUUUUGGUGUUGUCUUUGCCUUGCCUUGUGUGUUUUGGAGAAAAUGUUGCUGCAGAUAUCACCCAGUUUAAGGCAUGUCACUGUGCUUCCGGGAAAAGGGUUGAAGGAGUUUAUCAAAGUGAAGGUUGCAUCGAGGAGGCUUUCUUAUCGGAUGCUAUUUUAUUCACUGUUGUUCUUCACAUUCCUUCUUAGGUUUGUGUUUGUUUUGACAGCAGUGGAUAACAUUGAUGGAGAAAACAAAUGCUCUUCCAUAGGUUGCCUGGGAAAAAAAUUGAGGCCUAAGAUUUUGGGGAGAAGUCUUGAAUCAAAUGUCCCAGAAGUGAUAUACGGAAUAUUAGAUCAACCCCUUGGCAAAGAUGAAUUAGAGGGAAGGUCUGAUAUUCCUCAGACUUUAGAAGAGUUCAUGAUCCAAAUGAGGGAAGGUGGAUAUGAUGCCAAGACAUUUGCAAUCAAACUAAGAGAAAUGGUAACCUUUAUGGAACAAAGGACAAGGGAAGCCAAAAUCCAAGAAUAUUUAUAUCGUCAUGUAGCAUCAAGCAGCAUACCUAAACAGCUUCACUGCCUUGGCUUGAGGCUGGCCAGUGAACACUCCAACAAUGCAGCUGCACGCCUUCAACUUCCAUCUGCAGAACUAGUCCCUGCACUUGUUGACAACAACUACUUCCACUUUGUGCUUGCCUCAGACAAUGUUCUUGCUGCCUCUGUGGUUGCAAAAUCGCUCGUUCGCAACAGUUUGCGGCCUCAGAAGGUUGUUCUGCACAUUAUUACGGAUAGGAAGACUUACUAUCCCAUGCAGGCUUGGUUUUCCUUGCACCCUUUAACACCUGCCAUAAUUGAGGUCAAGGCAUUGCACCACUUUGAUUGGUUUACAAAGGGAAAAGUACCUGUGCUCGAAGCAAUGGAAAAGGAUCAAAAUGUGAGAUCACAGUUUAGAGGGGGCUCAUCAACUAUAGUUGCAAAUGCUACUGAGAACCCAAAGGUAAUCGCUGCAAAGCUGCAAGCACUUAGUCCCAAGUAUAAUUCAGUAAUGAAUCACAUUCGGAUACAUCUUCCAGAGUUGUUCUCAAGUCUUAGCAAGGUGGUGUUUCUUGAUGAUGAUAUUGUGGUACAAAGUGAUCUUACACCUCUGUGGGACAUUGACAUGAAUGGAAAAGUCAAUGGAGCAGUGGAAACAUGUACUGGUGAUGAUAAGUUUGUGAUGUCAAAGAGGUUGAAAAGCUAUUUGAACUUCUCGCACGCUUUAAUAUCCCAGAAUUUUGAUCCCAAUGAAUGUGCUUGGGCUUAUGGUAUGAACAUUUUCGACCUUGAUGCAUGGAGGAAGACCAAUAUAAGCUCUACAUACCAUUACUGGGUUGAGCAGAAUAUAAAAUCAGACCUCAGUUUGUGGCAGCUAGGAACAUUACCUCCUGGAUUAAUAGCAUUCCAUGGUCAUGUCCAUGCUAUUGAUCCUUUCUGGCACAUGUUGGGAUUGGGAUAUCAGGAAACUACAAGUUUGGAUGAAGCUAAGAGUGCUGGUGUCAUCCAUUUCAAUGGCAGGGCAAAGCCAUGGCUAGAUAUAGCUUUUCCCCAUCUAAGGCCAUUGUGGACUAAGUACAUUGAUUUUUCUGAUUACUUCAUAAAGAGCUGUCACAUUAGAAAAUUGUAACUUUGAUCAUGAGAAAAUGUGAUCUUUUUGAUGAGCGGAAAGAAUGGUAUUUGCAUAUAGAGGAAGAUGAAAAUAAGAGGACUUCUUCAAAGCAUAUACCUAUCCAUCGAUACAAAGAAGUGACAACAGUGAUGUGGCUACUUGGCAAGAUGCACCCUUUGUUUUAAUUUUUCUGUAACUCUGCUGUUGAAAUUCUUUUUUUCUUCAAUCCGUAUUGUAAGUAUGAGUAUUUGUAGAGCAUAUAUAUAAGAAAACGCAGUUCUUUUGGAAAACGAA
This is a messenger RNA of Cajanus cajan (pigeon pea), 2201 nucleotides long. Its product is annotated as putative galacturonosyltransferase 12. The record is from RefSeq and is a predicted model, not a curated record. NCBI's taxonomy places the organism in Eukaryota, Viridiplantae, Streptophyta, Magnoliopsida, Fabales, Fabaceae. Gene Ontology annotation, molecular function: polygalacturonate 4-alpha-galacturonosyltransferase activity.